Messenger RNA from Brassica napus (rape), 806 nucleotides. RefSeq lists its product as uncharacterized. The transcript is spliced from 3 exons. The record is from RefSeq and is a predicted model, not a curated record. Lineage: Eukaryota; Viridiplantae; Streptophyta; Magnoliopsida; Brassicales; Brassicaceae. Bases 140 to 607 code for a protein of 155 amino acids.
AAACUCUCCGUCGCGCGGUGACAUAAUGCAGGGGUAAGUCCGUCUUUUCGUAGCUAAUAACAAACUCUCUCCGUCGCUGAUUUUGAAAUUUAAACUUCACAGUAGUGUAGUCUCUGUAUCUCUUUCACCAGCAACAAACAUGCCCGAGACCGAGAGAGAAGAGAAAAAUCGAAGAAGAAGAAUGAGGGGAGUAGGAGCAGAGAAGAAGAUAACUCUGGAGGAAUACGUCGAUUUCAUCAACUCUGCAAAGUCCAUCGACUUCACCUGCUCCUACCUCAAUCAGAUCCUUCACAUUCACGGCUUCCGAAAGCUUCACAAAUCCAACAAGAAAACUGUAGGAGAAGCAGUAGACGCAGUGGAUCUGCUCGAUCUCUCUCGCUCGACUCUGAAUCAAACCUCCGUCUCGUCAUCAGCUUCCUUAACUCUCGAUCAAGUGAUCAGCGACAUCGAAGCUCUCAAAUGGCAGGAGUGCUGCCUCACCUCUCUCCAGAUCAUCAGCUCCGAUGAAGUCACUCCAGCAGUCGCCAGCCCCAAGCAGCAAUCGAACAAGAGGAAGAUCGGAAACCAAAAGAAGAAGAAGAAAAUGCGAAGAGCGUCAGAUCUGUGAACGAAGCAGCAGCAGCUAAUACCUCCUACGAUGUAACCAACCGCACUCUCUGGAAAUUUCUAAUUACGGUUUAUUAAUCUUCCUUUAAUCUCACGUUUGAAACAGAUAACUAUGCAUUAUACGAGAAAUAUUAAGAACAAUAUCAUAUAGUAAGCAAAAAUAUAUAUCUCAUCACAUUUUUAGUGUUAUCAUUAGUAUU